UCCAUAUUCUGCCUUUUGCAAGUUGUGGUCUUGGAUGUCCCUCCCCAGUCCUCUCAUUUCCUCUGCUGCAGGCUGUUCAUGGCACAGGUUCCUAAGUUGCAUGCUUACAAUCUUUCCCUUCCUAGAAUGGAUGUGUAUGUAUCGAUUCAAGGAUUGGCUUCUUGGAGACUUACUUGCUGGUUUAAGUGUUGGCCUUGUGCAAGUUCCCCAAGGCCUGACGUUUAGUUUGCUGGCAAGGCAACUGAUUCCUCCUCUCAAUGUCGCUUAUGCAGCUUUCUGUUCUUCGGUAAUUUAUGUAAUCUUUGGAUCAUGUCAUCAAAUGUCCAUUGGUACCUUCUCCCUCGUGAGCGCUCUGAUGAUCAAUGUUCUGAAAGUGAGCCCAUUCAGCAGUGGUCACCUGGUUAUGGGGACUUUCGUCAAGGAAGACUUUUCUGUCCCCUUCCUCCUUACGAACUAUAAUAAAUCCUUGAGCGUGGUGGCAACCACAACUUUUCUGGCUGGGAUUAUUCAGCUAUCAAUGGGCAUGAUGGGUUUGGGCUUAAUUAGCACUUACCUUCCGGAGGCUACAAUCAGUGCUUACCUGGCCGCUACGGCGCUGCACAUCAUGCUGUCCCAGCUGACUUGCGUCUUGGGGAUUAUGAUUAGUUUCCACGCUGGUCCCAUCUCCUUCUUCUACAACAUUAUUAAUUAUUGUAUGGGACUCCCAAAAGCUAAUUCCACCAGCAUUCUGCUAUUUUUAACUGCUAUUGUUGCUCUGAGAAUCAACAAAUGUAUCAGAAUUUCUUUCAAUCAAUAUCCCAUUGAGUUUCCCAUGGAAUUAUUUCUGAUUCUUGGCUUCACUGCAUUUGCAAACAGGAUAAGCAUGGCCACAGAAACCAGCAAGACACUCAUUGACAUGAUUCCAUACAGCUUCGUGUUUCCUGGAACGCCAGAUUUCAGCAUUCUUCCCAAGAUCAUUUUAGAAGCCAUCUCUUUAUCUUUGGUGAGCUCCUUUCUGCUCAUUUUUCUGGGCAAGAAGAUUUCCAGUACUCAUAACUACAGAGUCAAUUCCAACCAGGAUUUACUAGCCAUUGGACUUUGCAAUGUCGUCAGUUCAUUUUUCAAAUCUUGUGUGUUUACUGGUGCUGCUGCCAGGACUAUUAUUCAGAAUAAAUCUGGAGGAAGACAACAGUUUGCAUCUCUGGUAGGCGCAGGUGUGAUGCUGCUCCUGAUGGUGAAGGUGAGACACUUAUUCCAAGAACUGCCAAAUGCUUUGCUGGCUGGUAUUAUUCUGAGCAACGUCCUUCCCUACCUUGAAACCAUUUACCACCUACCCAGUCUAUGGAGGAAGGACCAAUAUGACUGUGCUAUUUGGAUAGUGACAUUCUUAUCUGCUAUUUUCCUGGGACUGGACGUUGGACUACUUAUUUCAUUAGUUUUUACUUUCUUCAUCAUCACUGUUCGUUCACACAGAACUCAGAUUCUUCUCCUGGGUCAAAUCCCUAAUACCAACAUUUACAGAAGCAACCUGGACUAUGGCGAGAUUAUCAGCAUUCCUGGGGUAAAAGUCUUCCAGUGCUGCAAUGCUGUUACAUUUGUGAAUGUUUACCACCUAAAACACAAGCUGCUAAAAGAGGUUGAUAUGCAAAGGGUGCCUCUUAAAGAAGAAGAAAUUUUUGCCUUGUUCAAUCAAAGUGAUGCCAACCUACGGGAAGAAAAGAUCUGUAGGUGUUUCUGCGACUGUGAUGAACAGGAGCCACCACCCAGGAUUGCUUACACAGAACGAUUUGAAAAUAAAGCAGGUCGCGAUUCAUCCUCCGUUAACCUGAUUCGCUGCUCGCGUUUCAAUAGCCGGAACACGAGCCAAAGUACAUCCGAUGACCAAGUCCCAUACACGGUCUCUGCUUCAUCUCAAAGAAAUCAAGGGCAAAACUAUGGGGAUGUGGAGGACGUUUGCCUUGAGAAGGAACUCCCCAGACUCAGCUCCCUGCCAGUGGACGACACUGCUGAAAGUCAGGGGAGGAGCAGAUCGCUUAUCCCUUGCUCAGAUGAGUUUCUGCCACCCACCCACACCAUCAUCCUGGAUUUCUCCAUGGUGCAUUAUGUGGAUCCAUGGGCUUUGGUCAUAUUAAGACAGAUGUGCAAUGCUUUCCAAAACGCCAACAUUUUGGUGCUCAUUGCAGGGUGUCAUUCUUCCUUGCUUGGCUCUGGGAUCGUCCUCCCAGAUCCCAUUACUGCCAGAAAUUAUCUCUGAAUUCCCUAUCCAGGCUCCCCUCAUUUCACCUUCAGCAUAUAUUCUAGUGAUGGGUUUCCUUCUUCACAUACCUUGUAUCUCUGGGGUUUGUGCCAGACCAUCUCUAACUUACACCUCUCAUCUCUGUUCCCCUUUCUUCAGAGAGAUGAGACUCGAAUAAAAUAUAUAACUUUAGUUACAUUCGGAUCCUUCUUGCAUCUCCUCUCU
Messenger RNA from Lemur catta (Ring-tailed lemur), 2440 nucleotides. It is a transcript of the gene SLC26A8, whose product is annotated as solute carrier family 26 member 8. The record is from RefSeq and is a predicted model, not a curated record. The transcript is spliced from 18 exons. Gene Ontology annotation, cellular component: membrane. Bases 35 to 2233 code for a protein of 732 amino acids. Lineage: Eukaryota; Metazoa; Chordata; Mammalia; Primates; Lemuridae. Gene Ontology annotation, molecular function: sulfate transmembrane transporter activity; oxalate transmembrane transporter activity; chloride transmembrane transporter activity. Gene Ontology annotation, biological process: transmembrane transport.